Molecule: messenger RNA, 570 nt
Organism: Cylicocyclus nassatus
Lineage: Eukaryota; Metazoa; Nematoda; Chromadorea; Rhabditida; Strongylidae
Source: the annotation of a GenBank genome assembly
AUGGGACCUGAAGAAGCUAAGAAAAGGAUCGCUCAGUUUCAGGAGAAUGUCAAUAAGAAAGCUCUUAUUGACUGGUCAGAAUACAACAAGCCUCAACUCUUUAGCUGGCCAGUACCUGAUGGUACUCAUGGAGGACUACUCGCAAUCCGGGCUCGUAUUUCAUAUGAGUUUUGGAAGUUCUUCAUGUCAGAGGGAAGGAAGACACUUUACGAAUACAACAGCACCAAUGGCACCGAUAUAAAUCUCAAGGGAAAAGACCAUCACAUUGGAGGAUCAGGACAGACUAGGCCAGUGAAGCCCGCAAUUGCUGCAAUCAUGUUGGACAUUGAUACUGAGGCGUGGUCCGGACUUCCAAUUGAACAAUUACUAUCUGAAAAGGAAAGGAACCAUUGGAGCAAGCAUCAGCGAAUGGUGGAUGAACAAGGAGAAAUUGCAAAUGGAACAAAUGUAGUGAAUGAAGAGGAAGAGAAGGAAAAUCAAGAAGACGAGGACCGUCCAACUACUUCUAAGAAAAGAUCAAGUGAUCCUGUUGAAGACGAACCUUCCAUUAAAAAGAGAAUGUUACAAUAA